This is a messenger RNA of Dreissena polymorpha, 2130 nucleotides long. Its product is annotated as suppressor of tumorigenicity 7 protein homolog. The record is from RefSeq and is a predicted model, not a curated record. Bases 76 to 1800 code for a protein of 574 amino acids. Lineage: Eukaryota; Metazoa; Mollusca; Bivalvia; Myida; Dreissenidae. Gene Ontology annotation, molecular function: protein binding. The transcript has 14 exons.
UACAUAUUUUGUGUUGGUGACGAUUCUUGUGCUCAUAAUUGGGUUUAUGAGCUUCUGAAUUCAGAAUUCUUGUUAAUGAACAUAUUUCUGCUCUGUGAAUCAGUGAUAGAGGAGUUCUACAUAAAGUGUGUGCUCUGUGUUAAUGAAACUGAAAGUUUGUGUGAUAGUGUCUGUAAUCAGAAACAAGGCAACAUGUUGAACCUGUUUUUGUCUACAAUGUUUCUCAACACCCUGACCCCUAAGUUCUAUGUUGCCUUGACCGGAACGUCAUCCCUCAUAUCGGGUCUCAUACUGAUAUUUGAGUGGUGGUACUUCAAGAAGUACGGAACUUCAUUCAUUGAGCAGGUGUCUUUGAACCACAUUUCCCCCCUCCUUGGUGGAGAGCCAGUGAACAACAACGAGGUUGCCAAUGGAAACGCCAACGGCGCCAUCACUAAUGGUAGCAAUGGCAACAACAACAGCAGUACACACGGACAGCAAAGUAUGCCAGAGUGCAAAGUGUGGCGUAACCCUUUGAAUCUGUUCAGAGGGGCGGAGUAUUUACGUUUCACAUGGAAGGCAAAUAAAGAUCCGCUCACUUACUACGAUAUGAAUCUCUCUGCUCAAGACCAUCAGACUUUCUUCACUUGUGACGCUGAUGCAGGCAAACCAGAGUACGAAAUAAUGCAGACGGCUUGGAGAGAAAGAAAACCACAGGCAAGAAUCAAGGCAGCUACAGAAGCCCUGGAGAAAAACCCUGAAUGUGCAACAGCGUUGAUCUUGCUAGCGGAGGAAGAUGCGUCAUCAAUCUUGGACGCCGAGAAACACUUUAAGCAGGCGUACAAGUAUGCAGAGGUCCAGUACAAGAAGUCCCAGCAGACCCAACACCAGGGGUCUACACAGGAAGCUAUACACAGUAAGGGCUAUGGGUCUACACAGGAAGCUAUACACAGGCGAGACACAAAUGUAGUGGUAUACAUAAAACGUCGCCUUGCCAUGUGUGCACGAAAGCUGGGAAGGGUGCGAGAGGCUGUGAAACUCAUGAGAGAGAUUAUGAAGGAGUUCCCGCUGGUGACAAUGUUCAACAUUCAUGAAAAUCUCAUAGAGGCCUUACUAGAGUUGCAGCUGUAUGCAGACGUCCAAGUGGUUCUAGCUAAAUAUGAUGAUAUCAGUUUGCCAAAAUCAGCGACCAUAUGUUACACUGCUGCACUUCUCAAAGCCCGGGCAGUGGCAGACAAAUUUUCUCCUGACAUAGCGAGCAAGCGUGGCCUCAGUACAGCAGAAAUGUCAGCAGUGGAAGCCAUACACAGAGCAGUGGAGUUUAAUCCACAUGUACCCAAGUAUUUACUGGAGAUGAAGAGCCUAGUUCUUCCUCCAGAGCACAUUUUAAAGCGAGGUGACAGUGAGGCCCUGGCAUAUGCAUUUUUUCACCUUCAGCACUGGAAACGGGUCGAGGGUGCUCUCAAUCUUCUACACUGCACAUGGGAGGGCACCUUUAGGAUGAUUCCAUAUCCCCUAGAGAAAGGUCACCUGUUUUACCCCUACCCCACAUGUACAGAGAGCGCUGACAGGGAGCUGUUACCUGCAUUUCACGAGGUGUCGGUGUACCCCAAGAAGGAGCUGCCUUUCUUCAUCAUGUUCACAGCAGGCCUCUGUUCCUUCACAGCCCUGCUGGCCCUCCUCACACAUCAGUACCCCGAGCCCAUGGGCGUCAUAGCGAAAACUGCUCUGACCUGGGUUUACCUUCCUGUCAGCUACAUACUGGAGAAACUGGAGGCCAUUCUGCCGGCCAACCUGUUCCAACAACUCUCCAGAAUCUGAUAUGCUGAGGGAACGAACAUGCUGCUUUUUUAUUAUGUUCAGGAUGAUCUGUCAGCAUAAAACAGUUAAAAAAUGUGCUGCUAUGCUUUAUUUAAAAAACAACUCUACAAGUAAUAACAUAGUUUGCUAGAAGAAAUAUAUGCUUGUCCAUUCAGUGUACGGUUUCUGAAAUUUGGAUAACUAAAGAAGUUCAUAUAGUGUUUGUUUUGCUAGAAAUGAAAAUUAUUGUUACAUGUUCAAUAUUUGCUAUCUGAAAAUUGGGAAACAUGUUGUGGUAAUUUUUUUCUGUUGGCAUUUUUGGUUAAUUUAAUAAAAAUAACUUAAGUAAAA